Betta splendens (Siamese fighting fish) is the source of this 2380-nucleotide messenger RNA. It is a transcript of the gene mixl1, whose product is annotated as Mix paired-like homeobox. Gene Ontology annotation, molecular function: RNA polymerase II cis-regulatory region sequence-specific DNA binding; DNA-binding transcription activator activity, RNA polymerase II-specific. Lineage: Eukaryota; Metazoa; Chordata; Actinopteri; Anabantiformes; Osphronemidae. The record is from RefSeq and is a predicted model, not a curated record. Gene Ontology annotation, biological process: hematopoietic progenitor cell differentiation; regulation of transcription by RNA polymerase II; endoderm development. Bases 515 to 1537 code for a protein of 340 amino acids. The transcript is spliced from 4 exons.
UGGGUGAGAGCAGUAAAAACGCUUAGAUUCACCAUUUUACUUGGUCUGUUAAUGCGAAAUUAUAUUGCAUUGGAUUAUAAAUGAUUGUAUAUUGAAUGUGAAGCUUUUUUAUAAAAUGUUCUCUUUUCACCAAGUAACAAACCACAGCUCCUUUGCGUCUCUAUUCCCCUGAGGAAAUGGCAGUUUCCGACCGCUCCUCUUUGAAGGUUACGUGUCCAUUACUGCUUCAUCCAUUCCAAAGCGGCUAAACGUUUUCUCCGCCGACGUGUAUUGCGCAUGCAGAUUCCAUUAAAAACUCCUUAAAGAGACCCGCGGCCGCUGCAGCGCCCCAGGUGUGAUGCGUUCACACCUCCGGCGGCCCCGCAGACGUCUGCGGCUGCCGAGCCGGCCAGCGCUGAUGGCCGGACCAUUCACACGUCCGCGCAGCUUCACCUUUGAUCGCGGGGGGAUUUAACCCCGAGCGGCGCACGGGUCCCCAGCUCAGUCGGUCGCCGGAGGUGAGACGAGGACGGUCAUGUCUGCACUGCACGGGAACAUGCGCGUCGGGGACCUGAACCCCUUCCAGAUGUACCAAGACGGGGCCCUGCAGAUGAACGGCGUGGCGAACUCAGACUACUCGGCUCCAGAUGUUACGCACUACCUGAACUCCGCCAACUCGGUGCCCAGGGACGAUAAAUGCGUGGGGAUACUGACGCACAGGAGAAAGAGGACCAACUUCACCCAGCAACAGAUUGAGGUGCUGGAGAAAGUUUACUCAGACACCAAGUACCCGGACAUCUACCUGAGGGAGAGGCUGGAGGCUCUGACCGGACUACCGGAGUCCAGGAUCCAGGUGUGGUUCCAGAACAGAAGGGCCAAGUCUCGUCGCCAAGUUGGCUCCUCAGUCGCCAUGAAGGUCUCCAACCCUCCAGCAGCGGGGUCCUUCAGCCAGCUCCACAGCAGGAUGCCCCCAGAGAAAGUUUAUGACAACAGCCAUGGAGCUGACCCCCGCAGGCUAGGAGGCUUUGGAUUAGAGGAUAGUUUCAGGCCGAUGAUGCACCAAAGCACAGAGAACCAGCAGCAGACCAGUCUUCCCACCAAACCCAGCAGGUAUCAUCCCACAUCCAUCUCCUGCAUUUAUGAGAAGGAGGGGACAAGAUUGAUGCCUGAGGAGCUGCAGCGACACAAGCUGAGCGUUAACGUGCCGUGCUGCAACAUCCACCUUUACCCCAAAGAGAACGAGCCUCAACCCAAGAUCGAGACCCACAUGACCAGCAGCCAGGAUUCAAAAGUCCUCGUGGAAUAUGAUAAUUUUCCUCCCAACAAAACCAUCGGGCCAGAAAUGAAAGUGGUGAUCCCUCCCCUCCCCACCCAGAAUAGCUUCAACAGGUCAUCACCAAAGGACUCAGGGUGUCUAAUCCAGUAUCCACAGGUGAGGGCAACAGCAGCAAGGUUUGAUCCUUUCUCUCCAAUCCAAGCUGCAGAGGCCCAGGACUUUACUGACUCGGACUCUGAGUGGGAAAACGAGGCUAUGGCCGGCUUUGGGGCGUUCAUGUGAUGCUUCACAGUAGAUGGCUUAAUGUAUCAUAAGAGCUGAUAUUAAGAAAGUUAAGUGUAUAACAUGUAGCGGUAUAAAGCUGGUAUUUAUUUAAAAAAAAUGUUUGUUAUAAAAAAAUGAUUUGUGUGAAUGAUUAAAGCUAUGAGACCAAAUACAGAGUUGCAGUAAUGUGUUUAAUAUAAAAAGACAAACAUUUAUAUACAACUGCCCCUGGGGCAUUCCCAUAUACAACUAUACAAAACUCAAAAGAAGAAUCUCUUGGGGAAGAAACAGUUAAGUUGAAUUUAAAUGUACAUGAGACGCAGGCUUAGUGUGGGGGCUGAUGCAAGGAACAUGCCAAGUGUGGAACUGCUAACGAGGAGUAAAAGGCAUCAAACCCCAGAGUUCUCCUUUAUAAAAAUACCAAAAUCUCUUUUCAGUGCACACAAAAUUACAAAAGCCAUUUCUGAAACACAGAAAUGUUGAUGUCACUACUAACAAUCAGAUAUUUUACAAUUAUCUACAAUAAGCAAUUAAAAAAAACAUUCUAGCCCCCUGUGCGUCAGCGGAAUGACAGAACAACACUUACAUGGGGAAACUUUAGAGUCAGCAAAAUAUUGUUUUAGAACCAUACAAACCUAUUCAAAAAUAAAUAAAUACAGAUUAUAAAAGCUGUAAAAAUUAAUGUUUGGCACAUGAAACUAAUAAAUAGUUAUUGAGUAAUUUGUACUUGUGGAUUUGUGAUCAAAAGAAAAAGUCUUUUAGUUUUGUGUUCAAUUGUGUGCACAAACAUUUUUAUACAAUAAACAUGUGAGUAAAAUACUUAAGAUAUUCUCCCUCCAUUUAGAACGAAGCCUUAGGAAU